Molecule: messenger RNA, 502 nt
Organism: Paramecium octaurelia
Lineage: Eukaryota; Ciliophora; Oligohymenophorea; Peniculida; Parameciidae
Source: the annotation of a GenBank genome assembly
AUGUAUAACUGCAAACCAGAUUGCUUUACAAACUAAGCCAGUUUUCCUUACUCAUUUAAUAAAUAACUCUAGAAAAUAAAGUAAACCCUUUUAAGUAAUGAGUAUUGUGGUUAGCCUUUUUUAGGAAAUCUCAAAGAAUAAACAUGUAACUUUUUAUAGUUAUAAUAUAGGUUUCACUCCAUUUAGUCUUAACCUAUUUGAUAUCUAUUUUAAUGAGUUUUUCAAAUAUUAUCUGGACAAUAUCGAUUACUUUACAAUAGUGAAAUAUUUAGGAAGUAGUGAAGCAUUAGUAUAUAAUUAUUAGCAAUCUAUAUUUUGGAAAAUUUUAUUUUUAGUCUAUACUAAGUAAUUUUGUAAGUUGUUGGAAUUGCAUUUAAUUGAUGACAAUAGGAAGACUGAUAUUAAAGAGAGUCAAAGCAACAGUUUCAUCUUGCAUUUACAUAACAAUUUUUAAAUGGAUAAUCCUUAUUAAAAAAACUAAUAAUAAGUCAUACUAUUUUGA